CGAUGAUGCAUCAAAUCGUCACUCGACCAAAAACAAGGCCCAAGCUCAGAACCUUCUUUUCCACACAAGCAUGGAUCGAUUUUGGCUGCCGCGGGUGGGCGGCAACUCGCUGCUGAGCUACGGCUCGGCGGCAGUCGUCAGCAUCGCCGCCCUGCUAAAGCUGCAGGAACACGCCACCAACUAUUUUGGUUCGGAAACACAUUGCUUCAAGUCCGUGCGGACGAACUGGGACGACCUUCCCACGGCCAAUUGCUUCACGGUCUCUCCCAAGGGCAUCAUCACCAAUGUGUAUGCUGUGGACGACAGCAAAAUUGGCAGCGGCAGCGAGAGACUCAGCGAGGGUUAUGCCAUCCCGGGCUUCUGGGACGGCCACGGACAUCUUCUGCAGGAUGAUGAGGACCCGACGGUCCGCCUCAAAAGGGCCGCUGCUUAUGAAGAAGAAGUCGAGGCCAUCCUCAAGCCACUCCGUAGAAAGCCUUUCCAUAAAAUCAACGCGUCUGAAUUAUCGGCGGAUGCUGUUGCGCUCAAAGUUGAAGAAUGUAUUGGGCUCCGACAAGGCCCUGACGUAUAAAAUCGCAUGCAAGCGUAAGAUCUGCUGUUCUUAUUGUGGAUGACUACCGCCAUUCGGGCGCCUCGUGAUGAUGGAGGAGUUCGUUGCUCCUGUCACCCGCUCCAAUGAAAUAGCUGAGCGAACUUCUCUCCGAUUAUCUGAUAGAAAAUUAACGACAACCUCGAAUUCUCCAUAAUUCUUGACCAGUAGUGAUAUAACAGUGACUACAGAGACCGUCCUUGUCUAACAGACCAGACAAAAGACGGGUAAGGGGUAGGGCGGCACUAAGAGCACGCACGAAGUGAAUUGAUCGAUUUGAUAUGAUUGAUCGAAGAUUCGAAGCGACGAGAGAGAACUGUAAGCAUGCAAGGGAGGGGGAGCAUUGCGACGACGAAGCAUGUGCCAGUCGUCCACGCAAGUAGCCGCACGUAUAAUACAACACUUCAAGCAGUAUGAAGAAGAACUAGGAAGAGUGCUCGCUCGAGGUCG
This is a messenger RNA of Microdochium trichocladiopsis, 1039 nucleotides long. RefSeq lists its product as uncharacterized. NCBI's taxonomy places the organism in Eukaryota, Fungi, Ascomycota, Sordariomycetes, Xylariales, Microdochiaceae. The record is from RefSeq and is a predicted model, not a curated record. The transcript is spliced from 2 exons. The coding region runs from base 71 to 571 and encodes 166 amino acids.